Messenger RNA from Pyrgilauda ruficollis (rufous-necked snowfinch), 2392 nucleotides. RefSeq names its product flavin containing dimethylaniline monoxygenase 1 (gene FMO1). The record is from RefSeq and is a predicted model, not a curated record. Gene Ontology annotation, molecular function: flavin adenine dinucleotide binding; NADP binding; N,N-dimethylaniline monooxygenase activity. The transcript is spliced from 9 exons. Bases 159 to 1751 code for a protein of 530 amino acids. NCBI's taxonomy places the organism in Eukaryota, Metazoa, Chordata, Aves, Passeriformes, Passeridae.
UGGCUGCCUGCCCUCCCUGCCCCUGCCCAGCUCCACGUCUCGCCUAUAAAUCCCGAGCGAGAGGGACCCUCCCUUCCCACAGCGGAGGUGACACAGAGCACAGCUGGCUGGGGCUGGAGCCCUGUUCUCAGCCUGGGAGCCCAGCAGAGCCCGCAGGGAUGAGAGUGGCCGUGGUGGGCGCGGGGGUCAGCGGGCUGGCAGCCACCAAGUGCUGCCUGGACGAGGGGCUGGAGCCCACCUGCUUCGAGCAGAGCCAGGACAUCGGGGGGCUCUGGCGCUACACGGAGCACAUUGAGGCCGGCCGGCCAAGCCUUUAUCCGUCAGUCAUCAGCAACACCUCCAAGGAGAUGUCUGCCUUCUCUGACUUCCCCUUCCCUGAGCACUUCCCAGUGUUCCUGCCCAACGCCCUGCUCCUGGACUACCUCCGGCGCUACACCGAGCACUUCAGCCUGCGGGAGCACAUCAGGUUUGGGACCACUGUUGUCCGCAUCCGUAAGCACCCCGACUUUGCCACCACGGGCCAGUGGAAUGUGGUCACAGAGGCAGGGGGGAAGCAGACAUCAGAGGUCUUUGAUGCUGUUAUGGUUUGCAACGGCAAUUUCUCGGAGCCAUCCCUCCCCCUGCAGUGUUUUCCUGGCAUCGAGAGGUUUCGAGGGCAGUACUUCCACAGCCGGCAGUACAAGCAUCCUGACGUGUUCCAGGGCAAGCGUGUCCUCGUGGUGGGCAUGGGCAACUCAGGAGUGGACAUCGCAGUGGAGGCCAGUCGUGUCGCUGCAAAGGUGACCAUUAGCACCACUCGAGGAGCCUGGCUGCUCAGCCGUGUGUUUGAGCACGGCUACCCAUGGGAUAUGAUUUUAAACACUCGCCUUAUGACCCUGAUCAAAACCAACCUCCCCGGACCCCUUUCAUGGUGGUUGAUUAAUUAUAAGGCGAACCGGUGGUUCAACCAUGAAAACUAUGGCCUUCAGCCAGAGAACAGCUGGCUGGUGCGGGAGCCCGUGCUGAACGAUGACCUCCCAAGCUACAUCCUGACAGGCAGGAUCACCAUCAAGCCGGGUGUGAAGGAGUUCAAGGACAACUCAGUCCUUUUCCACAACUGCCCUGAGGAGGAGCCCAUCGAUAUUGUUGUCUUCUGCACGGGCUACAACAUCUCCUUCCCCUUCCUGGAAGAAUCCAUCAUCAGGGUGGAAAACAAGCACGCAUCCCUCUACAAAUAUGUGUUCCCAGCCCACCUGCAGAAGCCCACCCUGGCUGUCCUUGGGCUGAUUAAGCCCCUUGGAGCCAUCAUGCCCGUGGCAGAGAUGCAGGCACGCUGGGUGAGCCGUGUCUUCAAAGGCUUGUGUCAGUUGCCUCCCCAGGCUGUCAUGGAGAAGGAAGUAAAUGAGAGGAAGAAAAACCAAAUCCAAUGGUUUGGUCUGACCUUUGACGAAGUCCUCAAAACCGAGUGGCUGGUCUACCUGGACACACUGGCCUCCUUCAUUGGUGCCAAGCCCAGCGUGCUGGGGCUGCUCUGCACAGACCCUUGGCUGGCCCUCACCAUCUUCUUCGGCCCCUGCUCCCCCUACCAGUACCGGCUGGGGGGUCCUGGGCGCUGGGAGGGGGCACGGCAGGCCAUCCUCACCCAGUGGGACCGUGUCCUGAAGCCCACAAGAACAAGAGUCCCUGCUGCCUCCUCCAGCUCUUUCCUGUCUCUCCUGACCGUGGUGGGAUUCCUUCUGCUCCUGGCUGCUGUGAUUUUUGGUUUCCUAUAGCUUUCAGAGCGUGUUUGUUUGUUUAUUGUUUGUUUGGGUUGGGUUUUUUUUGUCCUGAGGGAUUUUAUCUCAGGCCAGUGUGCCACGGGACUGGGGAAAAGGAUUUCAGUAGAUGGCAACAAGCUUUAAUCUGCAACCUGCAGCAUGAACCUCCCUCUGCUCCAGCUCAACCCCAAGCCCAGCUUUGCAGGCCUCAUCAGCCACGGAUGGCAGCCUUGCCCAAGUGUCUGUUGCCCCUCUGCUCCCCUGCCUGCUGCCAGGAACAGAGCAGGGAUUGGUGCCAUGAUUGUGCCUGGAUCACACGAGACAGGAUGCAGAGAGGACAAGACCAGCAAAAGUGGCGGUGUGUCACAGCAGCAAAAAUUAUCUGGGAAAAUAUUCCUGUGAUUAUCUAUCACAGGAAUUAUCUGGGCUGUGUACACAGGUCAGGCUGUCCCCUUCUCCAAACCUAAACACUGCAACCCCAAAACCCCAGUUGGGGUUGAAUGGGUGCAUCUUUCCAGUUGUGGUGGUUUGUCACACAUGAGCCUGUGGGGCUGAGCACACCUGCCUUUGCUUCCCUGCGUGCCCCACCACUGAACAAUCCUAAGGCUUUGUUUUGUGCAUGGAGAGACUUUAAAUGAAUAAAAUCUCAGUGACUG